This is a messenger RNA of Ceratotherium simum simum (southern white rhinoceros), 2786 nucleotides long. It is a transcript of the gene ZSWIM3, whose product is annotated as zinc finger SWIM-type containing 3. NCBI's taxonomy places the organism in Eukaryota, Metazoa, Chordata, Mammalia, Perissodactyla, Rhinocerotidae. The record is from RefSeq and is a predicted model, not a curated record. Gene Ontology annotation, molecular function: zinc ion binding.
UAUGGGCUGAGUGUCAUUUCCCCUCUGUCACAUAGCAAAGACGCCCGCAGCCCCUUGUAACCGUCUCAGGCCUAGGGCCUCUCCUGAGCUCCAUGACAGGCCACCCAAUUAGGCCGACCCUUAAGGCAUCCUGGGCCCACGCCAGUCAACAGACCCUCAUAGUGUGACCUCUGACCCCCGGCGUUCAUCUUGGAGCCAGCCCCUGGUGUGGGCUGAGGGGGCGGCCAUGGAGCUAGGGAGCUGCUUCAAGACCUACGAGGACUUCAAGGAGUGUUUCAGCGCCUACAAAAAGGAGAACAGGUGCUCCUUCGUUCUCAGGGACUGCGUCUCCGUCCGCUUCCACAACCUCAACCACGGCACCUCCAUCCGCGAGGACAUCCUAUAUGUGCAGGUGAAAUUUGUCUGUAUUCGGACCCAGUCAAACAGGAAGAGAGCACCAGAGGUGGACAUGUGCCCAGCAUACUUGCUCCUGCGGUAUAAUGAGAAACUGGAUAGACUAUUUAUCAGUGAACUCAACACCCAGCAUAUACAUGUUGACUCUAAAACUGCGUGUCCUGGAGGAGACACCACUGGCAAAUCGCAAAAGACAAUGUGCCUGCAGAAACCCCAGCCUGCACAGCCUACAGGCAAGAAAGACCUUGACACAGCUGAGAAGUCCCCAGUUGAACCAGCAUUUUGCUUAGAUAAGGUCCAAGCACCCUCAAAACCAGAACAGGAGGGUAUCACUCCUUCUGACCUGGCCAAGAUAGCAAAAGUGAUGAAGAACUUUCUUAAGGGGGAUGAAGGUUCCAUGGCCUCCUUCAGUGUAGGCAACAGCCAAGACUUGGACCGGCUCAGCUUCCAGAGCAGCAAGAUGAGCAACCUGUUCAUCCGCUUCCCAGAGAAUCUCUUGCUGCACCGGGUGGAGAACGCUCAGGGCCACAUCCUCUACGCUUUCUUGGUGGAGAACAAGGAACGAGAGUGUCGAGUGGUACACUUUGCUGUGCUCAAGGCCGAGACAGCCACCUCUGUGGCCAAGAUGUUGAGUAUCUUCACAGAGUUCAACUCAGAUUGGCCCAAGGUCAAGGUAGUCUUUGUGGACCCGUCCUUUCCUCAUCGAGCCAUCCUUCAGGAGAUCUUCCCUGCUGCCCGCAUCCUCCUUUCCAUCUACCAUACAGCCCAACUCUUGGAGAAGAAGUUGCAUCGUAGUUCAGUAAAUCCGUCCUUUAAAAGGCUCAUGAAGGAAGCCCUGCGGGAGGCUGUGUUUCUCACUUCUGAUGCCAGCCUGCAAAAUCUCUGUCAGAUGUCCCAAGCCCUUCUAGAUGAGGAGCUUUUCAGCUUCCUGCAGGCCCACUGGUUCUCCUGUGAACUGCUGUGGUACAUGCACGUCAGGAAGGGCCUGCACGCGUGUAACACCUACAUGGACAGUCUAGACGUCGUCACUAGCAAGGUGUCAAGCCUCUUUCGGGAACAGCAGUCCCUGCUGGACUGCAUCCUCCGCUUUGUGGAUUACAUAGACUUCUUUAAUACGAAAGGCUUGAAGAACUUGCCCACGGCUCCUCCCAAGUUAAAGAGAGCCCGGCCAGCAAGCAUGCCACCAAAGUCCAAGAAGGCUUUUGGAAUUUGUGGAGGGAGCCUCACCAGGCUCCUUGUGGAUGAGAGAAAGCCAGACUCACAGCAGUUGCAGCCCCAGCCGCAGGUGCAGCCCUCCCAGGGUGGCAUGCUAGACACCUUGCACCAGAGUGGCUCCAAACUGGCCUAUGAGCUGUGCCACAAUGAGUGGGAGGUGGUGCAGAACUCCACCCACCUAGUGGACGUGGCCGGCUCCUCAGUGGACGUUCAGCUGCUAGAGGACUCUCACCAAGUUAGCAAAGAUGGCUGUAGCUGUAGCUGUUCCUUUCAGCAGUGGUACCACCUGCCGUGCCGGCACAUUUUGGCCCUGCUGCACACCAGCCAGAAGCCUGUGGGUGAAGCCAUGGUGUGCCGUCAGUGGCAGAAGAGGUACCAGCACCUCCUCGGGCCCAGUGGGGAACUGCGGGAGCCUGUUGUGGUCCCAAACCCAGGCCAACCUGGGAAGCAAGGACGGAAUGACAUGAUUCAUGACCUAAGAAGGGAGCUAGCAAACCUGCUAAUGCAGAGUGAGGGGCCCGAGCUGGAGGAGCGCUGUUCUACCCUGCGCAAGAUUGUGGACAUCUGGGCUGACCCCUGCCAGCAGCCUGAGCCCAGUCACCAGCCAGGGAACUUCAAGGAUGUGGGCCGCCUCCCUUUUCUUUGGGGAAAGCAGGAGGAAGGGGAGAGACUCCUUCCUGCUAGAGCCACGAUUCAUGAUUAAAACACUUGCACUGGCACACUGGACCACAAACCCCUCUCCUUGGAAGUCUGAGAGCUCAAAAUGGGCAGGGGUCUGCAUUUUAACCAAUGUCUUCCUAGGUAGGGCUAGGAAGAUUGUUACAAUAGGAAGAAGAGGAACCCCACUGUGUGACAGUCAUUUGAAUCUGCCCCUUUUCUGCCCUACCUUUGGCAUUCCCCGGGAGCCUCAUUCCUUGUUCAAGGCCAAAGUUAUCUCCAUCCUGAAAGGUCAUCCCUCUUUCUCUCCGACCCCUGAGAUCAGAUCUUAUUCUCUUUACAGAGAUGAACCCUUGCCCCAGGAUAGGGUUAGACAAAAUGAACCUGCUAAAAGGGCCUGUUUUUGGAGACAAAGGGAAGGAGGGUGAUCCUUGGCUGUUGCUGCUCUUUACAAAGAAUCUGUUAUUUGUACCUAUUUUUAUUCAUAUUAAAUAAAGGUUUUUGUAAUAAAAUCACACAAG